This is a messenger RNA of Carassius carassius (crucian carp), 1931 nucleotides long. RefSeq names its product PHD finger protein 23b (gene phf23b). The transcript is spliced from 5 exons. The record is from RefSeq and is a predicted model, not a curated record. NCBI's taxonomy places the organism in Eukaryota, Metazoa, Chordata, Actinopteri, Cypriniformes, Cyprinidae. Gene Ontology annotation, biological process: negative regulation of autophagosome assembly; positive regulation of protein ubiquitination; negative regulation of autophagosome maturation. The coding region runs from base 458 to 1408 and encodes 316 amino acids.
UUUCUGGAGUCAGUUGACGUCGUCGACUCUAGUGAGGCGCGCUGAAGGCGACACGCAGACGUAUUUUUGGGGAACUUUCGUCGAAAAAGCAUAAUAACGCGAACGCAGAGUUUAUGUUACUAACAUUCGUUGCAAAAACAUGCUGGAUCCCUGGUUUUAUCACUGGUUCUUUUCUUACGCGAUAGUCCGUUAGGUACUCGAAUCACCAGCUGGAUCAUUUUUGCAAUGCUGCUUGCUGGCCAAAACUAAGUUAAUUGAUAUUUCCAGGGAUUUAAGAUCCAGCGAUAUUUCAUUUGACCAUUUUGUAAAACAAAGUAAAAUCGUCGUUUGAAUCGUUCACAUGCCCAGCUCACUGGACUCUAGCUAGUCCUCCGGGGCUCGCUGCGCCCGAAGCCGGGCGAAGAUCGACGCUGCACGGUGUCACCCAACUCAAGAGGAUCGAGCUUCUUAGGCGACAAUGCUUGAAAUAAUGUCCGAACACCAAGAUUCAUUACUGAAGUGCAAAGCAGAGACUCUGCCAUCAGAGAGAAGAAAGAGGACAGUGGAGGACUUCAACAAGUUUUGCAGUUUUGUUCUUGCGUAUGCUGGUUACAUCCCUUCUCCAAAGGAGGAAAGGCCAUGGUCGCCAGCAUCCUCCAGUUCUCCAAACAGCUCUGGUGCUUCAGGUGAAGGCAGUGUUUUAGGUGGAGCAAGUUCUAACAUGGCUCCCAACUGGAAUCACGGCACGUCGGACUUGAACACCAUCCACACGUUCGUUCGCAAGGCUCGUGCCAAUAAGAGCAACAAGAGCAUGCGGCGGCUGUCGUCUGACAGCGCCCUGAUAGACAAAAUGUGUUUAAAAGACCCUUUCUAUGAAGGCCAGGUCGCCAGCAAAGCUGAGCGCAAAAAGGACAAGAAGCUGAAGCGUCUUUCUCUGGGUUCAGGCGCUGGUGACAGCGGCAGCAGCGGUGGCGAGAAGCGUGCAAGGAUCAAGCGCAGUAAGAACCCCAAACAGUCCAAAGCCCUUAAGAAGCUUAAGAGCUCGGCCCAAAGCGAGACAGACUCAGAGAACGGUCUUGGGCAUGGAGAAGAGCAUUUGGACCAGGGAGCAGCGGCAGAGCGCAGACUACAGGCCCAGGUGAAAGAAGAAAAGGAGGAAGCCACCAGAGAGGCCGAUAUGAGUUCCAGUGAGGGAGAGACCUGGAUAGCUGAUGAAGACAUAAUGGUUGAGUCAGGGGAUGAUUCGUGGGAUUUGAUCACCUGUUACUGCGGUAAACCGUUUGCAGGACGGCCCAUGAUUGAAUGUAGUCAGUGCAGCGUGUGGGUGCACCUCUCUUGCGCCAAAAUUAAGAAGUCUAACGUGCCUGACAUAUUUAACUGCCACAAAUGUAGAGACUCUCGACGGUCAAGUCAUAAAAAAGACAGUUAGAUGAGGGUGAUCAUUCCCUCAAAGCUCUGAGUGUUCCCAGUUCUCCAGAUUUUCUGUCCAAAAUACAUUUUUUCCUCUUUUUCUAGUCACUCCUUACGUGUUUUACAGUCAGUAGUCUCCAUUACAGAGUUCACUGAGAAAUAAUGUUUGAACUGAUCUCUUACCUCCUGAGUUGGUAAUUGAUCUUGGCUCAUUUGUAACUGUUCCAGAGAUAUGUAAGCUAUCUUGUCACAUCAAAUUAUUAUUAUUUUUUUAUAUAGCAGCUUGCAUACUUAGUAAGUGCCACUAUAUUUCUUUGUUGGAAAAGUUAGAGAACACAGCCACACUACAUUUUCACAGAUGUAUACAAUAUUAGUUACUUUGGUCUAUUUAAAAGUAUAAAAAAUAUAUAUAUACAUAUAUAAAUAACUAUUCAAAAUACAGAAAAAUAUUGUCCUGAUUUUGCCAAAGAGCUGCUGUGAGAGAUUGUGUUGACACAGUUGUUACAAAAAAUGUUAUUUCUUAGUGAACUGUCCAGUUGAUC